This is a messenger RNA of Budorcas taxicolor (takin), 1964 nucleotides long. It is a transcript of the gene IDI1, whose product is annotated as isopentenyl-diphosphate delta isomerase 1. The record is from RefSeq and is a predicted model, not a curated record. NCBI's taxonomy places the organism in Eukaryota, Metazoa, Chordata, Mammalia, Artiodactyla, Bovidae. Gene Ontology annotation, molecular function: isopentenyl-diphosphate delta-isomerase activity. Gene Ontology annotation, cellular component: cytoplasm. The transcript is spliced from 5 exons. The coding region runs from base 1 to 864 and encodes 287 amino acids. Gene Ontology annotation, biological process: isopentenyl diphosphate biosynthetic process; isoprenoid biosynthetic process.
AUGUGGCGCGCCCUGGCGCCGGCGCGGGCAAUUGGCCGCGCGGCAUCGGGGGGCGGAGCUCGGGCCGGAGGCGGGGCCCGUGCCUUGGGGCGGGGUAUGAGGGAGACUCGCCUGGCGGCGCAGGCUUCACUGGACGGCUCGUAUCUGAGGUUCCCGGGGCGGCGCGGAGGCUGGGCGGCGAUGCCGGAGGUGAGCACGGACGAGCUGGACGAGCAGCAGGUGCAGCUCCUGGCGGAGAUGUGCAUCCUCAUCGACGAGAACGACCGGAGGAUCGGGGCGGAGACCAAGAAGAACUGCCACCUGAACGAGAACAUCGAGAGAGGGCUGUUGCACCGAGCUUUCAGUGUCUUCCUGUUCAACACCGAGAACAAGCUGCUGCUGCAGCAGAGGUCAGACGCUAAGAUUACCUUCCCAGGGUGUUUUACUAAUACUUGCUGUAGUCACCCGUUAAGCAACCCGAGUGAGCUGGAAGAAAAUGAUGCUAUUGGAAUUAGAAGAGCAGCACAGAGGCGGUUAAAGGCCGAACUCGGAAUUCCCAUGGAAGAGGUUCCUCCAGAGGAAAUUAAUUAUCUAACACGAAUUCACUACAAGGCUCAAUCUGAUAGUAUCUGGGGAGAACAUGAAAUUGACUACAUUUUGUUGGUGAAGAAGAACGUGACCUUGAAUCCAGACCCCAAUGAGAUUAAAAGCUAUUGCUACGUAACAAAGGAAGAAUUAGAAGAACUUCUAGAGAAGGCAGCCCAUGGUGAAAUUAAGAUAACCCCGUGGUUUCAAAUUAUUGCAGAUACUUUUCUUUUUAAGUGGUGGGAUAACUUAAAUCGUUUGAAUCUGUUUGUUGACCAUGAGAAAAUACACCGAAUGUAAAAGUGGAGAUGAAUGGUUACUAAAGUACUGAAGAAUUUCUCUAGCUAGUAAACUUAAAAUGAACUUGAAAAAAAUCUGGUUCCCCACUGGAACUCUCCUUGGAAAUACUGAUACUUUACAACCAGAAUUUGUAUAGAAAAGAAUUCUUGAUUUUAUGUCAUACACCCCAUAUACAUGUGCUGCAAUUUGUAAAAAAAAAUUUGAGAGAUAUUAUACAAAGAGAACAAAAUAAACUUAACCUGUCUAAACAAAUGGUUAUGACACAUUUAAACAAACAAGUGGAGUUCAUUUUUUAUAUAUUGUGAUAAACAUUUUCAGAAGACUCGUAUAGCACUUUACUAUCUGCCAGGUGCUUGACGUAUCUUUAAACUUUUUUCAUGGUCCAGGAGAAUGUGGAAUGGAAGCAUUUGCUUAUCUACUUCAAAACAUUGCAGUUUAACUUUCCAUGUUAAGAGAUAAAAUAUAGUAGAGCAGUUCAAGGAAAUUAAAUGGCAUGAUUUUUGUCACUGAAAGUUAAUUUUGUUGUUUAAUCAUUCUGAAAGUAUUUUUGAUACUUAAAAGUCUAACAUUGAUUUUGGUAGGGACAUUGGCUAGGUGAAGUCAUUUAAACAGUCCAUGCCAAUUAGUAAAGUCUUGUUUUAAGAAUUACUAGGAACACAGACUAUUUGUAAAAUGGAACUUGGGUCAGUUGAGUCGUACUCAACAACAGGAUCUUUUAACUGUGGCACUGCAGUUUAGGCUGGAUAAUUCUUUUUGAAGGUUCAUCCUUUGCCUUGUAUAGCAGCAUCCUUAGGUUCUACCCAAAAAAUGCCUUUGGCACCCCUCCCGCCAUGGCAGCCCCAGUGACACCAUAUGUGAAAUGUCUUCUGGAGGACUUGUCUGCAGUCGGGCCAUGUUGUAGGAAAAUUAACCAUAAACAGGUUAAUAUUCAUAUUAAAUAGAUUUUGGUUAUGGAAUAUGUAGAUAUUAUUUGAACUGUACCUUGACUAAUGGUACUUUUUUAAACUCUUGCCACAGAUUUUUCACAUUUGAGACCUUAAGACUGCUUUAUUAUCCUUGAAUGCUAUUAAUUUCAGGCAAAACUGUAGCAAAUGUUAACU